AUGAGAUUUUCUCAUCGUCUUGCCGCCGUGAAAGCACUGACGAAGAAGAAGAAGAAGAUAAGGUCGACGGCUGAUGAAUUAGAAAGAACCAGAAAGAUUAAAAGAGUCACGAAUUCGAAACCCUGCGGCUUUGAAAACCUCACUGAGGAUCUGUUGAUGGAUAUCCUGGCGAGAUUACCGGCGAAGCAGGCAGACCCGAGCCAGUCUGCGUUUCUCUCAUCCUCUCCGCGUGGCUUGCUCUGUGUAAGACUUGAGAGAAGGGUGCGAAUCUUGAACCUCACCACCAAGCAGCUGCUUAGCACAGUUUGGGAGGUGAACAAGGGAGAUGGAAUGCUGAGAUCCGAGCAUCAGGUUUUGGUACUUGGUCCUGGAGCUUAUUGGAGAAACACUUAUAGCACCGUUCCUCCUCCUCCUCAUCUUCCUUUCUCACAAGGUAUCCCCAUCAACGGUGUGUUGUAUUAUGGAGCUUGGACUCAUGCAAAUAGAUGUGUGCUCAUGAGUUUUGACUUGGCUUUUGAAGAGUUCAAUUUGAUUGAGUUACCUGUAGAGGCGAGGAUCAUCUGGCACGCAUAUCGUGCAACCCUCGUCAACUACAAAAGCAAAUUUGCUGUUUUAGAAUACUCUAAACUUUUGAGUGUAUACCCGUGGGUUAUGGAGGAUGUGAAGAAGAAUAAGUGGUCAAAAAUUACUUUGGUCUUGCCCUUAUCCCAAAUGAAUUUUGCCCAUGAUGAUCAGGUGGUGAUGCAAGGCACAAGUCGUUGCGGUGAGCUCAGGCUGGGAAAGGCAAAUCUCAUGGCGGGUGAACCGUCACGUUAUGUCAUUUAUGAUAUGGAGACGAACAAAAUAACAAGAAUCCUUGAAGUAAUUCCAUCAUCAUUACGUAUUAUGUUUUUGGGAGUAAAGAAGGGAUCCCAAACGACUUAUUGGGAGGAUGAUAUCGAGAGCAUUAUGUAUUUGGAGACCUAA
Molecule: messenger RNA, 966 nt
Organism: Capsella rubella
Lineage: Eukaryota; Viridiplantae; Streptophyta; Magnoliopsida; Brassicales; Brassicaceae
Product: putative F-box protein At3g52320
Source: RefSeq, a predicted model, not a curated record